AUGUCUCCCACUCCCAGCGCCAAACUCGGAAGCGAUCGUGCUGAGAUGGAACAUAUUCAACCAGCCAUGAGCAUUCCCUUAUCUCCUGAGCUAUUUCAGCAGUUGUAUUUGCAGCCGCAGAACCAAGUCAAAGGGGAUCUUCGCAAGACGUUUGGUAAUCCGACACCAAUUGCCUUGGCUGGAUUCUUGCUAUGCACUACCCCGGCAUCCAUGUCGUUACUCGGAUGGCAGGGUGCCGGAGGGUUCGCUGCUGCCGCAAACGUUGGCGUCUACUUCGGUAUAGGCGGUCUGCUCCUGAUCGCAGGAGGGAUAGGUGAAUGGAUCCUCGGUAAGCAAAACCCCUCCACUAUCGAUAAUCUCACUGACGUCUCGCCAGGAAAUACAUUCCCAUCCACGAUCUUCUUCACGUUCGGCGGUUUCUGGCUCGCCUUUGGUACAACUAUCGUCCCCGGCUCUGGCGCCUACAGCACAUACUCGACCACCGGUACAGCUGCCGACGGCCUCAGCGAGCCCGCCUUCUAUGCGACCUUUUCUUUCUUCCUAGUAGCCAUGGCUAUCUUGUGCAGUGUUUAUUCCAUAGCGAGUAUCCGAACAAACAUCGCCCUGUUCACUAUCCUUGUUCUUCUUAUUCCUUGCUUCGGCUGCCUCUCUGCUUCGUUCUUCGCUCUUGCUCAAGGUUCUGCCGGUCUUGCUCUGAAGUAUCAGCACGUUGGAGCUGGUUUGCUCCUGGCGGUUACGUUUAUCGGUUGGUAUAUGUUGACUUCGAUGCUUCUUCUGUCAGUCGACUUUCCCGUCAUUCUACCCCUCGGGGACUUAUCCACGAUCAUUCGUGGUCGCUCGGAGACAAAGCCCAUCAGCAAGGGUGUCUAG
Molecule: messenger RNA, 870 nt
Organism: Fusarium coffeatum
Lineage: Eukaryota; Fungi; Ascomycota; Sordariomycetes; Hypocreales; Nectriaceae
Exons: 4
Coding region: 1-870 (289 amino acids)
Cellular component (GO): plasma membrane
Molecular function (GO): acetate transmembrane transporter activity
Source: RefSeq, a predicted model, not a curated record